Messenger RNA from Gastrolobium bilobum, 951 nucleotides. RefSeq names its product dof zinc finger protein DOF1.2-like. The record is from RefSeq and is a predicted model, not a curated record. Bases 1 to 951 code for a protein of 316 amino acids. Gene Ontology annotation, molecular function: DNA binding; DNA-binding transcription factor activity. Gene Ontology annotation, biological process: regulation of DNA-templated transcription. NCBI's taxonomy places the organism in Eukaryota, Viridiplantae, Streptophyta, Magnoliopsida, Fabales, Fabaceae. The transcript has 2 exons.
AUGUUCCCACAAAGACAUAGCUUUAGUGGCGGUAGCGGGCUAGAACACAUGUUGCAGCUCCCAUCUUCUUCUCCUAUGCAAUUUCCAACCCCAAUGGAACGAUCAAGUUCAAGGUGGAAACCCAGCAUUGAGAUAGCUCCCAAUUGCCCUCGUUGCGCUUCCACAAACACAAAAUUCUGUUACUACAACAACUACAGCUUGUCACAGCCAAGAUAUUUCUGCAAAGGUUGCAGGCGCUACUGGACCAAAGGUGGCUCUAUCCGGAACGUGCCGGUUGGCGGUGGCUGCCGCAAAAACCGCCGCGGAAAGCCGGCGAGGCACACGCAAAGCGAACGCCUUUCCAUCCAUGGGAAUUCUGGUUCUGAGAAUAGAGAGUCAUCAUCAUCAAUAGGUGAUGGUGAUGAACCCAACCAAACCAACGGGUCACGUGAUAUAGACAUGGCCCUUGUGUUUGCCAAAUUCUUGAACCAAAACCCAAGCUCUGGUACUGAGGAAUUUGAGAGUGAGACUAAUAAUGGAUCAUCUUCUUCAAACAAUUUGUCAGCUUCUUUGACUACUCCGGAAAGCGUUGAAACUGAGAAUGAUGCAGUAAUCCAGCCUCAGAAUCAGAAUCCUUAUGAUGAAACAAUUGAGAAUUUUGGAGGGGAGGAAUUGAGUUUAAGUGGGAUUGAUGAAUUGGAAGGGUUUCUGGGUGUGGGUGGUGCUGAUGAAGAUGUGGUUCAAGAUGUUCUCUGGUCUGAUGCUGCUGCUGCUACGGCUACCAUGUCAUCUUGGCAACCAUCCAUGAUGCAAAUGCAGUUACAAGAGUUGGAGUAUUCGAUGCCAUUGAAUGAUGAUGAUGAUGGUCAAUUGUUACCCAUUAAUUCUACCAUGAAUUUAAUUAGCGACAGUUGGAGUACUUGGAGUUCCUUUGAUCUUUCAACGAUGGAACUCUUCUCAUCAAAACCUUAA